UUGGGUUUGUUUGUCCCGAGGCAAUGUCAAGCUCUAGAAUCAAGGCCAACCCUCAGGCUGCAUCAAUGUAUUUGAAAGUAGUUUUCAAUGCUGAAAUUGAAAAGGAGAAGAAGGGUGAUCCUAACAUUACCAAGUGGUUUUUGAUCCCAUACCAUCAAGAAAAUCAUUGGAUUUUGUACGUGUUAGACCUACGUAGAGGUUGUGCGUAUAUUUUCGACUCUGCGAUAGGUUCCAACCGAGAAAAUAGUGCAUGGGGAAUCUUGUGUUUGGCAUACCAAGUGUACAAGUUUAAUGAUGGGAUUUGUCCGAAUAGAGCGACUAUGCAGGGGUUGAAAGGCUUCCAUGUAAAGUGUGCUCAACAAGUCGGCGCCCGCGAGUGUGGCUAUUACGUUAUGAAGUUCAUGCAUGAAAUAGUCACGUUACACCAUAACACUGAUGAGCGGUUAGAUAAUGCUUACACUCCAAGAAAUGCGCCUUAUACCGAUGAGGAAAUAGAUGUGGUUCGUGAGCAAUGGGCUAAGUUUUUUACAACCGAGUAUUUAUUUACUUAGGUUGUUUAGACACAAAGAUGGAAGCGUUUAUAUCUUCAUGGAUUUGACAGAAGGAGUCCAGCUCCUGCUGCAUUUACAUUGGGAUAAACAUAGCUAACUCCAUCUCUGGCUGUUGUCAUGAACAAAAAUGUUGCAUGCCCUAAUCCUGCUAGUUUUGUUUGUAU
Molecule: messenger RNA, 715 nt
Organism: Spinacia oleracea (spinach)
Lineage: Eukaryota; Viridiplantae; Streptophyta; Magnoliopsida; Caryophyllales; Amaranthaceae
Exons: 6
Coding region: 24-551 (175 amino acids)
Biological process (GO): proteolysis
Molecular function (GO): cysteine-type peptidase activity
Source: RefSeq, a predicted model, not a curated record